Ramularia collo-cygni is the source of this 882-nucleotide messenger RNA. RefSeq lists its product as uncharacterized. The coding region runs from base 1 to 882 and encodes 293 amino acids. The transcript has a single exon. Gene Ontology annotation, cellular component: fungal-type cell wall. Lineage: Eukaryota; Fungi; Ascomycota; Dothideomycetes; Mycosphaerellales; Mycosphaerellaceae. The record is from RefSeq and is a predicted model, not a curated record. Gene Ontology annotation, biological process: fungal-type cell wall organization. Gene Ontology annotation, molecular function: structural constituent of cell wall.
AUGCUUUCCAAAAUCGUUGCUCUCGGCUUUGCCGGCCUCACCGUUGCCUCAUACGCUCCUCCAGCGUACGAGGCUCCUGCCGCUUCGACCUCCGAGGCCGCUACUCCUCCAACCUACUCCAAAGUGGAGUCCUCCUCCUCGGCCAUGACCACCACCACCGCUGUCGAGACCAGCCCAAUGGUGCCAUCCUCCAGCGUCGACACCACCUGCACCACCUCGACCGCCACCGUGCCCGUGUACCACGCUCCAUCCAGCUCUGCUGCCGUGUCGAGCCCAGUGUCCCCACCGGUUUACCACGCAUCUUCCAGCUCUGCUGUUAUGCCGCCACCAGUUUACCACGCGUCAUCCAGCUCUGCUUCCACCCCUGAGUCGCCAAUCUCGACCUCGACCUCCACUGGCGUCUGGACCACAUACUGCCCAACCCCAACUACUUUCACUCACGGCCCAACUACCUACACUGUUACUUCGGCCACCGUCAUCACCUUGACCGCCACCCACCCAGCAGUGUACACUCCCGUCGAGAGCAAGCCAGUUGAGAGCCACCCGGUCAUGCCAUCCAGCGCUGUUCCUCCCCCAGUUUACCACGUGCCUUCCAGCUCCGCACCAGUGGAGAGCCACCCAAUGAAGCCCACUGCUCCCGUCUACCAGGCACCACCAUCAUCCAUCUGGGCCACCGCUCCUCCAGCUGCUUCCACCCCAGUUUCCCCAAUCCAGCCACCAGUCUACCCCAUCCACAACACCACCAUGGCCACCGUUCCAGCUCCUUCUGGCACUGGUUCCAUGCCAGCUCCUUCCGGCCCUGCCACCUACACUGGCUCUGCCGCCGCUGUCAAGGUUGGUGGCCUUGCCGCGGCCGCUGGUCUCCUCGCUUUCUUCUUGUAA